GGUCAGAUACCUGAGUACCUUCGCCUUAUCAGGCGCGACAUCGUCAACAAAAGUCCUGCUAGAAGAGCCCAAAUCUCAAAGAUGUGUCGCUCUCUGAUGCGCCAUGUCCCGAGUGGCGUAGUUGUCAUCACUUCGCGAUCUGCUUUAGGAGACUCCCACAAAGCCAAGCGGGCCUCUCUUUCUCGCGCGCGCGCCAUGACUGUCUCCUCCUUCACAACAGUCUCUUUGGACCCCACGGCCAUCGUCUCCUUCAACAUCAAGGUUCCCUCAAGCACAUGGGACGCCAUUCGUGGCUUGCAGCAGCUGCGCAUACACUUUCUCACUGCAUCAAGACUGGGAGCCACUAUCGCAAACACCUUCAGCAAAAACCGCGGUACUGAAGCAUUUGAGGAAGCCAUUCAGCAGGGCAUCGCGGUCGGCGUUCCGGGGUCGGUACAGACGUCUUGGAAUACUCUUGGCGGCUUUGGCGGCAAAACCAUCAUCGAAAAUUUCAAUUUCAAGCGUCGUCGUAUAACAAAUACCGGCGAAAUAAACCACUCAACCCACCUUCAUGGAAAAGCUAUCUAUGCGGCGCUGGAUUGCAAACUGCUCGAGGACAAGUGCGUUUACAUACACGACCAUGUGAUCGUCGUUGCAGAGGUAUUUGGAAUAGAGCGCACGUAUAUGGGGGACGACACGGCCUAUCUGUCCUACUUCGAUGGCCAUUACCGGAGGGCUUCUGCGCGCAUCGAUAUGCAAGACAAGGCCAGGAAGAACCCGGAGCCCAGCAUUGAUAUUAAUGCCGAUGGUAAUGAUGCGGAGCCAUUGCUCAGAGAACUGACAAAGAGGGGUUUCAGUGAUGCUAGCUGGCAGGAAGGAAAUGGUUAUAGUGAUGGACAAAAAGAUAGUUCCAACACGGAGCUAUCUUCCGAAGAGUUGCAAAAGGAAGAAUCCCAGUUUUCUCCCGCCGCUACUCCUGACGCCUCUCCCGACUCGGUCAGCGUUGCUGACGGACAAGAGAUGCCCUUGCAGGAGGAGGGAAGAGAGGAAGCCGCUGACGGACAGGAAACGUCUUCAAGUGGGGAAGAAGACAAAAGUAUUGACGGCUCGAGGCAGUUGUGAGGGAAAGUGCAAUUUUGAAGCGCCUCAUAGUAAGUGCCUUUUUCUUGGCUCUUAUGCGCAUCUAGGUGGCUCAUUAAGCUACGGACUAGCGAGGGAAUUGUAAGAGUAAUCUGUUGCCUAUUAUUGUAUUAUGUGAAUAUUUUAUAGAUGAAACAUGGGCUCGAUUGGUAGCACA
Molecule: messenger RNA, 1276 nt
Organism: Aplosporella prunicola CBS 121167
Lineage: Eukaryota; Fungi; Ascomycota; Dothideomycetes; Botryosphaeriales; Aplosporellaceae
Exons: 1
Coding region: 82-1101 (339 amino acids)
Molecular function (GO): FMN binding; riboflavin reductase (NADPH) activity
Source: RefSeq, a predicted model, not a curated record